GGUCUCAUCCGCAUCAAUCGAUAUGGCGCCCGAAGGGCAACCCAAGCAAAGCCGGUGGCGCCUCGGCCGUCGCGGAGAUGCGAGAGCUGAUAAUGCCGGUGAAAAGGCUGGGCCGGCCAAAUGGAGCAUGGGCAUGUUGAACGAUCCGGAAACUAUCGAGGUUCCAGGCUCCGUCUUGCUGCUGGCUAGUGACCGCAAUGAGCCACUUGGUCUGCGCAAUGUUCAUGCUCGCACUUCACACUCAUCCAUUCCAGUUGGCUUUGCUGUGUCUCCCGGCGGCACUCAGCCAUCUCCGUGGGAACAGCCCGAGUCCGAGAAGCCGGUCAAUGAGUCCGCAGGCAAGAAGAAGACGGGCGACGGUAAGAUCAUCCUGGAACCGCAACCCGAAGAUUCCGUCAACGACCCCCUGAACUGGCCAACCUGGCGGCGAGAUUGCGCUCUCCUGUCACUGGGAUUCUACUGCAUGAUCGGAGGCGGCAUGACGCCCCUGAUCGCUGCGGGAUUCACCAACGUUGCGCAGGACUUUGAUGUCUCGGUCGAGCGCGUGUCGUUGACCACUGGCCUUUACAUGAUGGGCUUGGGCCUGGGGUCCGUUAUUGCCUCUCCCACGGCCAUCCUGUUCGGCAAACGGCCCGUGUAUCUCGCCGGAGCCAUUCUCUUCAUCGGCACCUGCAUCUGGGCUGGAUAUUCGCCCAGCUUCGGUUCCCUCAUCGCCGCCAGAGUCUUCCAGGGCGUUGCCGUGUCCCCAGUGGAAUGUCUGCCGUCUGCCACCAUUGCCGAAAUCUUCUUCCUCCACGAGCGCGCAUACCGCAUCGGAAUCUACACCCUCUUGCUUUUGGGAGGCAAGAACAUUAUUCCUCUCGUCAGCGCUGCCAUCAUUGGCCGCUUCGGCUGGCGCUGGGCUUUCUUUAUUGUUGCCAUGGUCGUUGCAUUUGCAUUUGUCCUACUGUUUCUCUUCGUCCCAGAGACUUUCUGGGAUAGAACGCCGACACGGCGAGUUUCCAGACGACCUAGCUUCCUUCGCCGGUUGUCAUCCCGCCAUGCCGACCCGGCUCAUGCAUCUGCCGGCCCACUCUCGCCUCGGGGGAAGUCGCCCGAGAGCUCACGGUCUCCUGGAGUUAUCGAGCGUCGCAGAGAGGUACAUAACCACAAAGAAGAGGGAACUGAUCAAGAGGGAGGCAAACGGGGAGAAUCCUCGCGCGGACCGUCUAUCCACAGUCCGCGGGCCUCCCUCACGUCGCCGCGGCCCAGCUUGGCUCCUGAACGCGGCCGAAGACUCCAUCCAGCAUCCCAUCCCACUCACAGCGCAGCGGAUAGCACGGUAACUGCCGAGUAUUACUCGACAGCGCCCAACCUCGACAACGAAAGAUUGCCCUCAUGGAAUUUUAGAGCGCCCCCCAAGGUCAAGAUGUACACCCACAACCUCCGCAACCAGCCGGCUCAGACCUUCAUCCAGCAGCUUAAGCCCUAUCACGGACGGCUCAACAACGACAACUGGUUCAAAGUCGCGGCCAGGCCAUUCAUCCUGUUUGCGUACCCCGCCGUCCUUUGGUCUGCUGUCAUCUAUGCCUGCUCCAUUGGCUGGCUGAUCGUCAUUUCCGAGAAUCUGGCUGUCAUCUACCGUAAUCCGGAUGGGUACAACUUCACGGCUCUCCAAACCGGUCUCGUAUACGUGUCACCCUUUGUCGGCGGCAUCCUCGGUACCGGCGUGGCGGGUAAAAUUAGCGAUAUUAUCGUCCGGGCCAUGGCCCGUCGCAAUGGCGGCAUGUACGAGCCAGAGUUCCGCCUCAUCAUGGCCAUACCGAUCCUCCUCACCACGUGCAUUGGGCUCAUGGGAUUUGGGUGGUCGGCGCAGGAGAGGGACAGCUGGAUUGUCCCCACCAUCUUCUUCGGCAUCACCUCCUUCGGCUGCUCCCUCGGCUCGACAACGUCCAUCACCUUUUGCGUCGACAGCUACCGCCAGUACGCUGGCGAGGCCCUGGUGACGCUCAACUUUUCCAAGAAUGUGCUUCACGGCCUGGUGUUCAGUCUGUUCAUUUCCCAGUGGCUGGCGGAUGAUGGCUCAAGGAGCGUGUAUAUCUAUCUCGGCGUCAUUCAGCUCAUCUUUUGCCUUUGCUCCAUUCCCAUGUACAUCUUUGGCAAGAGGGCCCGCAUGUGGACGGCGCGCAAGAACCUCAUGGAGAAGUUCUAA
Molecule: messenger RNA, 2191 nt
Organism: Trichoderma citrinoviride
Lineage: Eukaryota; Fungi; Ascomycota; Sordariomycetes; Hypocreales; Hypocreaceae
Product: MFS general substrate transporter
Exons: 4
Coding region: 23-2191 (722 amino acids)
Biological process (GO): transmembrane transport
Molecular function (GO): transmembrane transporter activity
Source: RefSeq, a predicted model, not a curated record